AUGAGGGAGUCAAUAUGGGAACGUAAGGAGAAGAGAAAAAGAGGGAACCACGGAGGAGGGCGAGGAGCACAACAGAACCGGGGGGAGUUAGAGGGAGAGCGGAGAGCAGAGGAGGGGCCUUUCAUACAAAAAGGCUCUCUUUUACUUAUAGAAAAGAAAAAAAAGAGCAAAAGAAAAGCUUCUUCUCGCCUCCUGGACGCAGUGUCAAACCCAAUCAGUGUCUGUUCUGGCAGCGUUGCUCGUCUCCCAGGCACCGGCUCACAAAGAAGGCGAGCCUGGGCCGCCACACCUCUCACUUCAAAUCUGCGUCCUCCAGGACGGGCCUGGGAGCCAGGGGCCGAGGGGAGGCCCAACAAAGCACCUCAAAUGUUCAAAUUCUCAUAA
Messenger RNA from Xyrichtys novacula (pearly razorfish), 384 nucleotides. Lineage: Eukaryota; Metazoa; Chordata; Actinopteri; Labriformes; Labridae. The record is from the annotation of a GenBank genome assembly.